Messenger RNA from Pseudopipra pipra, 2192 nucleotides. It is a transcript of the gene ALDH2, whose product is annotated as aldehyde dehydrogenase 2 family member. Gene Ontology annotation, molecular function: aldehyde dehydrogenase (NAD+) activity. The record is from RefSeq and is a predicted model, not a curated record. The transcript is spliced from 13 exons. NCBI's taxonomy places the organism in Eukaryota, Metazoa, Chordata, Aves, Passeriformes, Pipridae. Bases 79 to 1641 code for a protein of 520 amino acids.
GGGGCGGGGCCGCUCCGAGGAGCGGGGUCCGGCCCGGCCCGGCCCAGCCCAGCCCAGCUCAGCUCGGCUCAGCUCAGCAUGUUGCGGGCGCUGGUGCGCAGCUCCCGGCUCUGCCCGGCCCAGCUCCGGGCGCCCUUCUCUGCCGCCGCCGCCUCUCCCAUCCCGGCGCCCAACCCGCGCCCCGACAUCGCCUUCAACAAGAUUUUCAUAAAUAACGAAUGGCACGAUGCUGUCAGCAAGAAAACCUUCCCCACCAUCAACCCAGCCACAGGGGAAGUCAUCUGCCAGGUGGCUGAGGGCGAUAAGGCAGAUGUGGACAAGGCAGUGAAGGCAGCCAAGGCAGCGUUCCAGCUGGGCUCUCCCUGGAGGAGGAUGGAUGCUUCCCAGCGGGGGAAGCUGCUGCACCGCCUCGCCGACCUGAUCGAGCGGGACCGGGCCUACCUGGCAGCUCUGGAGACUCUGGACAACGGCAAACCCUACGCCAUCUCCUACCUGGUGGAUCUGGACAUGGUGGUCAAGUGUCUCAGAUAUUGUGCAGGCUGGUCGGAUAAAUUCCAUGGGAAAACCAUCCCGCUAGAUGGAGACUUCUUCUGCUACACGAGACACGAGCCAGUGGGAGUCUGUGGACAGAUAAUCCCAUGGAACUUCCCACUGUUGAUGCAAGCCUGGAAACUGGGGCCUGCCCUGGCCACUGGGAACGUGGUGGUGAUGAAGGUGGCAGAGCAAACCCCCCUGAGUGGCCUCUACGUGGCCAGUCUGAUCAAAGAGGCUGGAUUCCCACCAGGAGUGGUGAACAUCAUCCCUGGCUAUGGGCCCACGGCAGGGGCUGCCAUCUCCUCCCACAUGGACAUUGAUAAAGUGGCUUUCACUGGCUCCACAGAGGUUGGGCACCUGAUCCAGAAAGCUGCAGCAGAGAGUAACCUGAAGAGGGUGACCCUGGAGCUUGGAGGGAAGAGCCCCAAUAUCAUCAUGUCCGAUGCAGACAUGGACUGGGCAGUGGAUCAAGCCCACUUCGCCCUGUUCUUCAACCAAGGGCAGUGCUGCUGUGCCGGGUCCCGCACGUACGUCCAGGAGGACAUUUACAAUGAGUUUGUGGAGAGGAGUGUUGAGAAGGCCAAGGCCAGGGUGGUCGGAAACCCCUUCGACUUUAAAACUGAGCAGGGGCCUCAGGUGGAUGAAGAGCAAUUCAAGAAGAUCCUGGGUUACAUCAGCUCUGGGAAGCGCGAGGGAGCCAAACUGCUGUGUGGUGGCAACGCCGCUGCCGACAGGGGCUACUUCAUCCAGCCCACGGUCUUUGGGAACGUGCAGGACAACAUGACCAUUGCCAGGGAGGAGAUCUUUGGGCCGGUCAUGCAGAUCCUGAAGUUCAAAACCAUCGAGGAGGUCAUUGAGAGAGCAAAUGAUUCCAAGUAUGGGCUGGCAGCCGCCGUGUUCACCAGGGACCUGGACAAGGCCAACUAUGUGUCCCAGAGCCUGCGGGCUGGCACAGUCUGGAUCAACUGCUACAACGUGUUUGGUGCCCAGGCCCCCUUUGGGGGCUACAAGGCCUCUGGGAAUGGGCGAGAGCUGGGGGAAUAUGGGCUGGAUGCCUAUGUGGAGGUGAAAAAUGUGACAAUCAAAAUUCCACAGAAAAACUCCUAAAGGAAAGGACAGCAGCCUCUCCAGGAAUUUGGAAACGCUUCUGCAGCUUCACGAGACAAAAAGCAGCAAAACCUCUAAACACACAAAAUUUAGGUGCAAAAAUAACAUAACUCCACGUUGAGAGAUUUUUUUUUAGAAGGUGUUUGAAGGAGCUUUUGUUUAAAAAAAGACAUUACUUGGCUUUAUCUUUUUAAAAUACCAAAUACAGCGAGUUGAGCACUAACACGAGAUGGGUUAUUUUGGGUACAGUCACCCACAUGAGAUGGGCAUGAUCUUUCAAUCUGUAUCUGAUAGAUACGCUUUUUUUCCCCCAGAGAAAUCAUUGAACUGCUUGUUUAGUCUAGGAGGGUUUAUAUAAAGUAACAAUUCUUUGUUGGCUUACAGAGCUGUCUCUAUACCCUUGCCCUAUAAACUAUGUAUGUCCCUCUUGUGUGAGCAGACUGAACUCGGUGUGUACCUGAGCAGGGAGUGAAAUCUGUGAGGUGAAAGUGUUUUCUUGUUCCUUCCUGCUCUUUGUAUCCACUCCCAAUAAACAUUCCUGUCUAAGUGCA